UUAUAAUCCAACCCAAAUCUCAAUCAUUCUCUCUCUAAAUUGUUGAAUUGAAACGCCUCAACCUCAUUACUGGACGGUAAUUGGACCAUUCACCGCCGGAAACUUUCUGUGGAUUGGAUAUGUCCAUCGUUGUUCACACACAUUCAGAAGUAGAAGAAUCUGGUCAGUUUCUUCCAAUGAUUGCACCUAGAAACAUAGGGCUACCACUGAUGAAUCUUGUAAGACUAAAAGGAGUACCCAUUUUACAGCAAUUACAUCUUGAGGAGAGGCUGCUUCGAACCUCAUCAGAUAACUGGUGCAUCAUCAAUGAUGGAACAGAUGACCCAAAUAUUGUCAUGGGUAUAUCAGGGAAACCUGUGGAACUUCUUGAAAUUGACUCUGUUUUACGAGAUGAAAUUCCGGUUAUCCGAAGGUUUACUGGUGGAGGAACUGUUAUUGUUGAUCAGGGGACAAUAUUUGUCACAUUUAUAUGCAAUAAGGAUGCAGUUCCAGGUUUACAAUCAUAUCCUCGACCCAUCAUGUCAUGGAGCAGCCUAGUGUAUCAAAAAGUAUUUCAAGGAAUUGGGGAUUUUAGCCUUCGCGAGAAUGAUUAUGUGCUUGGCAACCACAAGUUUGGUGGGAAUGCUCAAUCCAUUAUUAAAAAUAGGUGGGUCCACCAUACAUCCUUUCUAUGGGAUUAUGAGAUCAGUAACAUGGAUUAUCUCAAACUUCCAAAACGCUCUCCCGACUAUCGACAGGCAAGGGGCCACUUGGAAUUCAUAUGCCGCAUGAAGGAUUAUAUACCAAGGUUAUAUUUUAUCGACAGGACAAUUGAUGCAGUUGGCAGCCAUUUUGUAGUGAGAUCAAUGGAGUUAAAAGCGAUUAAGCAUCCCUCAGGUACAGAAUUCCAACCCUCCAGUAGAUUUCUUAGCAAGCAAGAAUUGGAGGAGGCCGAGUUUGAUUCUCUGACGGGUAUUGCACUUUCCCAUUCAUUACCAUUGUGAACUGGUAAUUUAUGGAAAACAUAGUGUCUUUCGAUCUCAAAUUUUAUUUACAAGCCAGUUUGUACCAUUUGUUGUUCAGUUUUGCGAUUGCAUUUCAAGAAGAUAAAUUUGCUGUAAUUCUGCAAACAUCUGAAGAUGUAUCAUAUAAUUAAAUAUCUAAUCAUUUAUUUUCUUUUGAAAAUUCAGGUUCCAAAUGGAAGCUGAAUGCACAGUAUUUCUUUUUACUGUUAUUGAAUUUUAUUAAAUCCAGUGUAAUAUGAAAGGUCAAUUGAGGUA
Messenger RNA from Olea europaea var. sylvestris, 1259 nucleotides. Its product is annotated as lipoate--protein ligase-like. The coding region runs from base 120 to 983 and encodes 287 amino acids. The record is from RefSeq and is a predicted model, not a curated record. Gene Ontology annotation, biological process: protein modification process. NCBI's taxonomy places the organism in Eukaryota, Viridiplantae, Streptophyta, Magnoliopsida, Lamiales, Oleaceae. The transcript has 5 exons. Gene Ontology annotation, cellular component: mitochondrion.